AUGCCCACUGUGUCUCCCUCUUCCAAAGAGAACAUUCCAUUUCAGGGCAGCGACACCACCUUCAAGCUCAACACGGACUCCCAACCCGCCUCCAAGAAGCGCAAGAUCUCUCCCACCGGCCCUUCAAACUCCCAACCCAGUCAACCCUCCUUCGCUGACGUCCUCCAGAGACUCAAGGACGAGGCCGGCGAAUCCAAAGAUGCCGAGGGCGGCGCUGACUCCUGGGCUCGUCCCCCUUUGCCUCCCAUCAACCCCAACCGCGACAGUAUCAUAUUCCAGCAGAUUGACAUCGAAGACUCGGUUGACCAACAGACCGGCGGUACCACCCUCAGGAUGUUUGGUGUCACUCAAGACGGUCAUAGCGUGCUAGCACUGGUCACUGACUUCCUCCCUUACUUCUACAUCGCCACUCCCCGAGGUUUCUCAAACGAGGACGCAGGGCCCUUCCAGCGCCAUAUCAAUAAUAUCCUCGGUUACGGUGCCGUACGCCACGUCGAGUUGACAACUAAACGCAGUCUAUGGGGCUAUAGAGGAGAUGACUGGGUCAGCUUCGUCAAGAUCACCGUCAUAGACCAGAGAAGUAUACCCAAAGUCCGAGGCCUCUUCGAGCGCGGUGAAUGCAAGUUCAACGGCCUCUUUGAGACUGAUGUUGCAACCUUCGAAAGUAACAUAGCCUACACCCUCCGCUUCAUGAUCGACACAAGGGUUGUUGGCAUGAACUGGAUCGAGGUCCCGGCGGGGAAGUAUUCCCUCCUUGAGGGCAAGGCGAAGAAGUCUCACUGUCAAAUCGAGUUCACCGUCAAGUGGGACCAGUUCAUCUCGCACGCACCGGAUGGCCAGUGGUCGAAAACGGCCCCACUCCGCAUCCUCAGUUUCGAUAUCGAGUGCGCCGGACGUAAAGGUAUCUUUCCCGAGCCACAUAUAGACCCCGUCAUCCAGAUCGCGAACAUGGUCACUCGGCAAGGCGAGAGCAAGCCUUUCAUCAGGAACGUCUUCACCCUCAAUAGCUGUGCACACAUUGUGGGCUCGCAGGUCUUGUCCUUCACCGACGAGGCAGAGCUCCUCGUGAGAUGGCGUGAAUUCAUCGAGGAGGUCGACCCAGACGUGAUAAUCGGUUACAACAUUUCGAACUUCGAUUUUCCUUAUCUCCUCGACCGCGCAAGGGCUCUCAAGGCGAGCAAGUUCCCGUACCUCGGCAGAAUCGCCAACAAGCAGACUGUAACGAAGGACACGCACUUCUCAUCAAAGGCCUUUGGUCAACGCGACUCGAAGGAGACGGUCCUGGAUGGUCGACUCCAGAUCGAUAUUCUGCAGUACAUGCAACGGGAGUACAAGCUGCGCAGCUAUACACUCAACUCGGUCUGUGCCCAUUUCCUGGGCGAGCAGAAGGAGGACGUGCACCAUUCGGUCAUUACGGAGCUGCAGAACGGUACCCCAGAGUCGCGUAGGCGUCUGGCCGUCUACUGUUUGAAGGAUGCGUACCUGCCUCAACGUUUGAUGGACAAACUCAUGUGCUUCAUCAACUAUACGGAGAUGGCCCGUGUGACGGGCGUCCCGUUCAAUUACCUCCUCGCGCGUGGCCAGUCCAUCAAGGUCUUGUCCCAGCUCUUUCGCAAGGCGAACGAUGACGGUUACGUCGUGCCGGCGCUCAAGGGUGAAGGCAGCGACGAGCAGUACGAGGGUGCUACCGUCAUCGAGCCCAAGAAGGGCUAUUACGACGUGCCCAUCGCCACGUUGGAUUUCAGCUCCCUGUAUCCGUCGAUCAUGAUGGCGCAUAACCUGUGCUACACGACGCUGCUCGACAAGGCCACCGUGGACCGUCUGGGUCUCGUGAGGGACGUGGACUACGUUCAGACUCCGAACAACGAUUUGUUCGUCAAGUCUUCGAGGCGAAAAGGCUUGCUUCCCACCAUCCUCGAAGACCUGAUCAGUGCGCGGAAACGGGCGAAGGCGGAUCUGAAAAAGGAGACGGAUCCUUUCAAGCGUGCCGUGCUGGACGGUCGGCAGCUCGCGUUGAAGAUCAGCGCGAACUCGGUGUACGGGUUCACCGGCGCGACGAUAGGAAAAUUACCGUGUUUGGCGAUCUCGUCGAGUGUCACUGCGUAUGGGCGGCAGAUGAUCGAGAAGACGAAGCAGGAGGUCGAGGCGGAGUACUGUAUCGCAAAUGGACACGAUCACGACGCGACGGUCAUCUAUGGUGAUACCGAUUCAGUCAUGGUAAGGUUUGGUCCGACGGACUUGCCUACCGUCAUGCGGUUAGGGAGCGAGGCUGCAGACUUUGUGACGGGCAAGUUCAUCAAGCCGAUCAAGCUCGAGUUCGAGAAGGUCUACUUCCCCUACCUGCUCAUCAGCAAGAAGCGGUACGCGGGCCUGUAUUGGACACGGCCGGAGAAGUACGACAAGAUGGACACGAAGGGUAUCGAGACCGUGCGGCGCGACAACUGUCGGCUGGUGUCGACUGUCAUCGAGACGUGCUUGCACAAGCUGCUCAUCGACCGCGACGUCAAGGCGGCGGAGGAGUACGUCAAGCAGGUCAUCUCCGACCUGCUGCAGAACAGGAUCGAUAUGUCGCAGUUGGUGAUCACGAAGGCCCUCGCCAAGGCCGACUACGCUGCAAAGCAAGCGCACGUCGAGCUGGCGGAGCGGAUGAAGCAGCGAGACGCGGGUUCCGCCCCUGCUCUGGGCGACCGUGUGGCGUAUGUCAUCAUCAAGGGCAUCAAGGGCGCCGCGGCGUACGAGAAGUCGGAAGACCCGAUCUAUGUUUUGGAGAACAACAUCCCCAUCGACACGAAGUACUACCUCGACAACCAGCUGUCGAAUCCUCUGAUGCGCAUCUUCGAGCCCAUCAUGGGGGACAAGGCGAACUCGCUCCUGUCUGGUGACCACACCCGGACGAUCCAGAUCGCUACCCCGACGGUCGGUGGUCUGAUGAAGUUCGCGGUGAAGACGGUGACGUGCUUGGGGUGCAAGACGCCUCUCCGUCCGAACAACAGCGUGAAGGGUGGCGCGGUUUGCAACAACUGCAGACCGAGGCUGGGCGAGCUAUAUCAGAAGCAGGUCACGUCUGCGUCUGAGUUACAAGUCCGCUUCUCUCGCCUGUGGACGCAGUGCCAACGGUGUCAGGGCUCGCUGCAUCAGGAUGUGUUGUGCACAAGUCGAGACUGCCCGAUUUUCUACAUGAGGAAGAAGGCGCAGAAGGACGUCGAGGAUGCCAACGCCGUUUUGGAUCGAUUCGAGGACGAGCUUUGGUAGCCAGCAUGGGUGUCCCUUCCGCUUGUAGUUUUGCUUUGAGAUCGUAGCAUGACCUUUUGCAUAUCACACAUCAUGUACUCUUAGGACUAUCGUGAUUCACAUCAUCCGUAAUAGACUCUGCCGUCUAGCA
Dichomitus squalens LYAD-421 SS1 is the source of this 3382-nucleotide messenger RNA. RefSeq lists its product as uncharacterized. Bases 1 to 3252 code for a protein of 1083 amino acids. The transcript is spliced from 22 exons. Gene Ontology annotation, molecular function: 3'-5'-DNA exonuclease activity; DNA binding; nucleotide binding. The record is from RefSeq and is a predicted model, not a curated record. Lineage: Eukaryota; Fungi; Basidiomycota; Agaricomycetes; Polyporales; Polyporaceae. Gene Ontology annotation, biological process: DNA-templated DNA replication; nucleotide-excision repair, DNA gap filling; DNA replication proofreading. Gene Ontology annotation, cellular component: delta DNA polymerase complex.